AGGUUUUGCAGGCUAAGCGAUAAACAUCGUUGGAAGAUGUUGUGACAGAGUUUUAACGUGAUGUGAUUAAAAGUUUUGUAAACGUGCUUUUUCGCUUUUUCUGUGUAAAUCGUUCCUUCGAGUUUAAGUUCGUCAAUCAGUCCAUUUUGUUACAAUGCCGAAUACUGUCCUACCGUCGAACUCGACCAUUCUUCUGCGGGGCCAUGCUGUCCCGUCGAAGUAUGAAUUUGAAAUCAUGGACCGCGCCGAGGAUAAGCCGAAAUCAGUCCGCAAACGUCAGCGUCUGGAUCACAUGUCUCCUGAAGAGAAGCUACAGCGUCGGAAAAUGAAGAAUCGCGUUGCUGCUCAAACAGCAAGAGAUCGAAAAAAAGCUCGUGUCGACGAUCUUGAGUCUACAUUACUCGACUAUAGAAAUGAGUUAAUCAAGUUGAAAACCGAAAAUGAACUUCUGUGGAAACUCAACUCUACCCUCAAAACUGAACUAGAGGAAUUGAAGAAAGACAUCUCGACAGACACGUCCUCCACGAGUACAAUGCCUAUGUCCGUUUCGAGUGAAGAGCCUGUUGAUCCUGCUGCGAUCAUUAAUGCGCCCCUGCUGAGGGAACAGGGCUCUCACUUGAAAACUUCGACAUGGCUUGUUCGCCAUUGGAUGACGUUAUUGUUUCUGAUCCCCUUGAUGUCGUCGAAGAAUCCUCUCCACACUGCUCGUCCGACGAUUUCCAGCGAGUGUGGAAAGAAACGUUGGCCAACUUCGCACCGUUUUGCGGAUCAGAGGACUUCGACGACGAAUCCUCGCUAUCAUCUGAAGUCGAUCAGCAAACGACGAGCGGAAAGUCGAUGGACAGCACUCCUAUCAUCUCAGUUUCGGAAAUGGAACAGGCUGUCAAGGAAUGCUGCACGGCGAACGAUCACGUCUAUGCGUUAAACAAUAAAUCCCCGCGAAGUCUGCAAAUGAAGAUGGGCGCAAAAUCGGCCUCGACAGCCCCAGUGAUCCGAAUUGAAAUACCAAAAGGCUGCACAAGCAUAAACCUCAAGGUCCCUGAAAUUUGGGAACAGUUAAUCCUCUCCAAGCUUAAAGCUGACUCCUUAACGGAUUCCCCGGAAGAAGACGAUUCUAGCAGAAUUCAGGAAUCAUCUUUCUCCAGUGUCAGCGACAAUUUUCUGGGGAUCAAGACCGAGCCGUGUACAUACAUGGUAGAACCCCUUUCGCCUCAAGAAUCUGAUUUCUCACCAAACUCAGAUAUUUCCGACUUAACUUCGGUUGGUUGUGAAAAUUCGCUAAAAAUGGCGUGGUACAUGAAUUAUGCGAAGCCGACGAUGAGUGUGUUGAUUGUGUGGGGCUCUCCUUUGGAUUCCGAUGAACUUCAGCGAGUUGUUGACGAGAUAAAGGAUGGGGUUGGUUCGGAAGGACAAGUUCGUCUCGAGAACUUCGAGUUCUUGGAGAAAACACUCCAUCCCAGUGGAACCUUCGAUGUAAUACUCUCGGGAAUGUUCCACCCGUUCAAAGUGGAACACAACUUCGAUGCAUUCAAUGUUUAUCUGAGGUUACUAAAACCUGGAGGAUGUCUGGUUGUGUGCGAGAAAGGUGGCAAAGAUUCCCUUACUUCACGAGCUAAAAUCGGUGGUUUUAGUGUCCUAAGAAAUGACGCAUCCGGUCCAGAGGGAGCUGCUUUUGUAAAUUGUAACAAGCCCAACUUCGACAUCGGCUCAACUAUGCCGUUGAGUUUUGCCAAGAAUUCUAAGCCAGCGGUUUGGUCUCUUGAUGCUGACGAUUUACAAGACGAUGACUUGAUCGACCCGAAUACUCUACUGACUGAAGAAGAUAAGAAGAAACCUGAACCGUCUGCAUUGAAGGUUUGUGGAACAACUGGGAAGCGAAAAGCGUGCAAGGAUUGUUCAUGCGGCUUGGCAGAAGAGUUGAGUGGCGAGAAGAAAGUUGACGAGAACGCCCCAAAAUCUUCUUGCGGAAGUUGUUAUCUGGGCGAUGCGUUUCGUUGCUCCACCUGUCCGUAUCUCGGAAUGCCCCCGUUUAAACCUGGAGAGAAAAUGCUUCGAUCAAUGCAACGAUUCCUUGUUCUGGAAAGAAUGCGCAUUUGCUGUGCUCUAUCUCAUACAGACACAAUUUGUGCUUUGUCUUCAGGCGCUGUUAAAUCCGCCGUCAGUGUUGUUCGUGUCUCCGGUUCAGCAACUGCGAAAAUUUUGGAGGCAUUUAAAUUGCGUAUCCCGGAACCCAGAAAAGCUGUUCUUCGACAGUUGAUCCAUCCCGAAGAUCAAUCGUUCAUUGACAAAGCACUGGUCCUGUGGUUCCCGAAACCGCACAGUUAUACGGGUGAAGAUAUGUGUGAAUUCCAUGUUCAUGGGGGUCGAGCCGUUGUUGAAGGGCUGCUUCAAGCUAUUGUUUCCGUGAACAGUUGUCGAAUCGCUGCUCCCGGCGAAUUCACGCAAAGAGCAUUCGCCAACAAGAAACUGGAUCUCAUUCAAGCAGAGGGUAUAGCAGACUUGAUUGAAGCGGAAACAAAGGCCCAACGCAGGCAAGCGGUGUGUGCGUUGCUGGGAUCCUCGUCCAAAUUUUACUCGUCAAUGAACGAUGCUGUUAUACACAUGCGAGCGCAAUUGGAAGCUUUCGUUGACUUUUCGGAAGAGCAUGCUUUGGACGAUCAGCAUUUUUGGAUUUCUCUUGACGAGAAUGUUUUGGAGCUAGAAAAAUCCAUACGUUCAGUUCUGAAGUCCGCCAAAAAGAGUAAACGUAUAAAGGAGGGCGUAAAAGUAGCAGUCAUAGGGCCCCCGAAUGCGGGGAAAUCAAGUUUUGUUAAUUUACUCGCUCGCGAGGACGUUUCUAUAGUUUCGCCCCAGCCCGGAACAACGAGAGAUGUCGUUGAGCGAACUAUUGAAAUCGGUUCGUAUCCUAUCGUAGUCCAGGACACUGCUGGUCUCAGACUUGCGGAAGACGUUGGAGAUAUUGAGUAUGAAGGAAUGAAGCGGGCUCUAAGAAUCUUACAAGCUUGCGAUCUUUUGGUUUUUGUCGUUGACGUCACAAUGCUGAAUUCUGGUGCAGCUCAAACCGUUGAUGAUCUCCGAGAACUCUUGGCGACUCAGUUGAAAGAAUUAGUCGGUGCUUCGGUUGAUCCGAGCGAAAAGAAGUGCUUAUUCAUAUUGAAUAAAUCUGAUUUACUUAUCGAAUCAGAUCGUACAAUGCUCAAGAAUUUGAGCGAUGGUGUUGUUACUCUCGGGUCUUGCUUAUCAGCGGAUGUUUUCCAGUCAACUUACGAUGCGCUUUUGCGCGCUGUUUCCGAGCUGUGUGAAUCUUCAAGUGUGAGUCAACCGCUGCAAGCAGCUGUCACGAGGGAGCGUCACAGGAAACAUCUGGAAGCUUGUGCGGACGUUUUGCAUGAUUUGCAGAUUUAUCUUGCAGAAUGUACCGAACCCGACGCGGCUUAUGCUGGUAGAUUUCUGAGAACUGCCUCCAAUGAUCUUGGCGCCAUAACGGGAGGAUUCACGACGGAGGAAAUUCUCGAGAAAAUUUUCAAGGACUUUUGUGUUGGGAAGUGA
Messenger RNA from Notodromas monacha, 3549 nucleotides. The record is from the annotation of a GenBank genome assembly. Lineage: Eukaryota; Metazoa; Arthropoda; Ostracoda; Podocopida; Cyprididae.